CUGUGUAAUUCAUCUGGCAAACUUGGUAUUCGCUUUUUGCGAUUCAGGGGCAACAACAGGAUUAACAAUGGUGAUUGCUGUGAUAACGCGAUUUUGUGUUUAGAGGCCUGCGAUAUUUACUUAAAGAUCUGUGUCACAGAGGUGCCGCAAGCAAAGUGUAAUGCGGGCAACUUUCAAACAAAAGUUUUGGGUAAAGGAAGCUUCACUUUUCCAGGAAUUGGCGGGGAUCUUGGAAAUGGGAAGAAAAAUCCAUUGGAAUACAGUUUCCAGAAAUGGCAGGUAUAG
This is a messenger RNA of Paramuricea clavata, 285 nucleotides long. The record is from the annotation of a GenBank genome assembly. NCBI's taxonomy places the organism in Eukaryota, Metazoa, Cnidaria, Anthozoa, Malacalcyonacea, Plexauridae.